UUUGAUUUUGGUUGUACUUGUGAAAGAUGAUUUUGCCUUCUGUUUACACGUGUUUUCUUGUAGAGAAUAUGAGCAUGCCAAGUGGUGAGGAGUGGCGGAAGAAGAUGUUGACGUGUGCUAUUGAUGACAUGCAACAGAGACACAUCAGUAGAAAAAUGGACACUCUGGAAAACAACUCAAGAGUUUGAGUUUGUUUUGGACAUGGCUAUCCAACAUACAUACUUACUCUUGAAGGACUGAAUUUCUUUGGUAACAUUCUCCUAACUAGUAGUAAUGGUUAAAUCUAUUAAUCGUUUUUAUUUAAUGUUGAUAAUGGGUUUAAUUUAUUACUUGCAUGUGAGCCACGUGUCAAAGAGGCACUUAUACCUGUCACUACCUAGCACCAUUUUUACUUCAUCUCUUUACAUUUUUCUCAAGUUUAUUUUAUUCAUUCUUCAAAACAUCUUUACUCUUUACAACACACUUCUUUACAACACACUACUCACCAUGGCUUGCUUCAAUCUUAAUCUCCUACUUCUUGCAUCUCUAUGUGCUUUCCUUUUCCUUUCCAAUCCAGCUCAUUGCAGUGACAAAGUGGACAGUGUACUGAAGGGAAUCAACAGCUACAGACAGACGAAGAAUCUUGCACCACUGAACAAAAAUGACAAGGCAAGUUGUUUAGCUGAUGAAGUUGCCGAAGAAAUACAAAACACACCAUGUGAAAAAGUGACUCAAUACUACCCAACUUCUGGUCCUGGUGGAAACCUAAGAAUUCCCAAUUUGUUAAGACAUGCUGAUAAAUGUGAUAUUAACGUUAACACUACAACAGAUGGAGUCAUUCUACCUGUUUGUGUGCCUAAAUUGGAACCAACUGUUGUGCUAUCUAAGUACACUCAUACUGAUAUCUAUGCAAAGUUUCUCAACAAUUCAAAGUACACUGGAGUUGGACUUAAUUCUGAGGAUGAUUGGAUGGUUCUUGUUCUUACUACUAAUACAACUACUGGAACUUUCUCUGCAGCCACUUCUCUUCAUGGUAAUGUUGUUUGGAAGGCUUUGUUGUUUCUGAUGAUUCUCAUCAUCAACUUCAUACCUUGAGUGCUUAAUUUCUAGCUUUUUAAAGCUUCAUUAUGGAUAAUGUAUGAAGUUUAAUUACUCUUUGUUUUGGUUGUGUAAAUGUAGUAUGGACCUUUUUGGGAAUUAAUUUGUAAUGUGUUUUUAGUGCUUA
Messenger RNA from Lathyrus oleraceus (garden pea), 1204 nucleotides. RefSeq lists its product as uncharacterized. Lineage: Eukaryota; Viridiplantae; Streptophyta; Magnoliopsida; Fabales; Fabaceae. The record is from RefSeq and is a predicted model, not a curated record. Bases 274 to 1074 code for a protein of 266 amino acids. The transcript is spliced from 2 exons.